GGCAGCGCCACGCGACUUUGCACCCGCGAAGUAAGUCUUCGGUACAAGAAUUCGAAAGCUUGCUAGGGUGCGAGGGCCUGAAGGGCCGCAAGGCCUCGGCGUACUCGAGAAUCCUCGAGGGCCGGUAACGUGCUCGCGGCGAACGGAAGCGGCGGACCGUCAGCGACCGAACUUUCUUCACAUACAUACUGCACGCGAGAGAGCGCAUCGCGAGCAUCAGAGCAUUGCACACACGUCGAGCAGACGCUCCUCGGCAGGAGCAAAAACAUGGCGAGUUUCGAUGACUAGCGGUAUAUGCUAUUCAGCGCACGAUUCAGCGUGGAUAUUGUGCUCGUAUUGUUAUACUGUUUCUCGCUGAUAAAUUGUGGCAAUUUACAUGAUAGCGCGGACGAUGUUCGUGUGAUUCACCGAUCGAUCGAUCAGGCUUCGUAGCACGGGCAUUUGUGUGAGAACGCUCGAUUUCAUAUUUAACCUUCAACAAAGGAACACAGAGUCUGAGAAGCUAAGAAAAACUAGCGACGAAAGAAACGCUGAGGAAGAUAUCAGGCUUGGAGAUUACUGCGUUGGAAUUGCUAAAACGAAAGUCGCUCGGUUUUAUGACAUUCCAUUAACUGUUACGAGAGCUGACGUCAAGUUGUAUGCGGUGGUAGGUGCCAGGUAGAAGAGAUAUCGUCAUUCGCGAUGUACGGACCACUGUGACCUUUGUAACGAGCAAAUGAUACAUUUCAGAGGCAGAAUUAAGGGUGUUGAGUUUUUGAUCAUGACUCAACAUGUAUAGCUUUGAGGGAGAUUACAGGCGAAAGCCCCAGCAAAAUUUAUCAGGAGCGAGCAGGAGGGAUGAGAAGGCCGUGCUCUUGCAACAUGCGCAGUUGGAGAGAUUGAAGAGGGAACAGCAACGUAAGAAGCAUGUGGCUGCAUUGAAAAUUCAAGCAUAUGUGACGGGGCGUAGGAACUUGACUUUGGAGGAAUUAGUGCCGUAUCUGAGAAAGCUCCUAUUCUUUUAUAAUCAUGCUCUAGAUGCUAACAGACUGAUAUGGAUCCUUCAGCAUUUCCUGAAACAUCAGAAGGAGAUCAAAUUGAAAUCAGUCAAUUCAUUACAAUGGCUAUGGAGAUUGCGGUGGAUCCUCCGCAUCUCUAUGCAGUACAAUAUACAGGCAUUGCCAGAUGGAGCCUACUCCAUGGCGAUACCGUUGCGCGUUCUGGAAGUGUUUACGACGCGGGAAGACACGGAAAGGAUACUACGAGAGAACAGUUACCGACAUCUAGAAAGUAUAUUCGUCUAUUUGAUAAAGCACAACUACUUUGAACAACUGAGGAAAUUGCUGGAUGAGAAAGUGCCGCCUAUGCUGGAGGUGUCGUCGGUCGCGCCGACACCAAUCUCCAAGUGUCUGCUGGAUAUGAUAAAACGACCGUUAGACUUGAUCUCUUACCUCGAUCGUAACGAAAACUUCGCCAUAUUGAUGCUGCAGGAAUUGUGUAGAAGCAUAUUCUGUCCCGGUCUGUCUGAUCCCAUCCGCAUGUUCGUCAUACCAGCAUUGGCGGAAUACAAAGACUUCCCGUACGUCCAACUCAUCAGCUGUAUCAAUCGAUCCAACCUGGUAGCCACGAUAAAUCUGCUUUACUGCGUUUUGUCAUUGGAAUCUAACCAGAUUUCAUCCUGCAAGUCUGAGGACGCGCUGAGGAAUUAUCUGCAAGUGCUCGCGUCGCUCACCUCGACCAUCAUGCCGCUAAUCGCCGAACAGACUAUGAAGCAAGCCGAUGAUUCGGACAACGACGAGUCCAACACUAACGUGAGCGAUCAACAGCAAACGAACGUGACACGAUCACUCGAGAUGCUGAACGAGCAGCAACGUGUAAGCGGCAUAUUAUCAGCGGUGGACCGUUUCUGGGACCCUGCGGCCUUGCUGCAGCCACUGUGCGAGCUCUGUCAUCACUUGUUAAUCAUCGACAAGCUGGCGGUCCACAAGUACAAGCUGCUCUACACUCUCGCUUUCAAGCCUAUGUUCCUCAAGCAUCUGUGGACGACUCUGCUGUCAGUCUGCCAGAUAUCGCUGUUCGGCGGCGCCACGCCACUCCUGCAAAUCAUAUCGCGUGGCAUCGCUCUCUCCGCGGAAGACACUGACAGAAUAGUACCGUUGCUAGCGGUGUUCUGUUCGCUGUUUAGCUUGCUGAUCGCGACCUUGCACGACACCGAGUUCUUCGUCGAGCACUCGUCCGCGGAAGAGACGUCGGACAGUGGACGGCAACAACAGCACCAACAGCAACAGCAAGCCAUACCAUUCACCACGUCGGAGUUGGUUGUGUUGUCGAGUCACCUAAAAGGUGUCUGCCUAGGUCUGGUGGAACUAGCAUUUCCCGAUACUCGACCGACAGUACGUGACGACUACAAGAACGCAGUGUUGGGCCCUGCGUCAACUGUUCAGAGUCGACACGAUACGCAAAUCUGGACUCACUUGUUCAAGGUGACGGUAGGACUUCUUCGACAGCUGCACACGCGCGAUUUGCGGCGUCAGUUUUGUCCAGACGGUCAUUGGAUAGCGUCGAACGUGAUGAUUCCCAUCGACAAGCCGGAAGACUUUGCAUUCCGCAGACGUAGACUACGAGGAUAUGUUCCUUUCCAGAGUCUGCGAGCUUUCACGAGAGAGGAGCUGGAGGAGGGACCGCCGUUGUCCGCCAAGGAAGUUCGUACACUGACGCUGUUGCGUGAGAUACCCUUCGUCGUGCCGUUCAAUAAUCGAGUGGUAGUGUUUCAGUCGUUGAUCUACAAGGAUAAAGCGGAACAGCAGGGCGAAGUGCCUCAUUUUAUGCUGCCGGCCAUACAAAUUUCCGUCAGGCGGAAUUACCUGUACGAGGACGCGUUCGAGAAGCUCUCACCGGAAAACGAACCGGAAUUGCGAAUGAAGAUGCGAGUGCAACUCGUCAAUACCGCCGGGCUCGAGGAAGCCGGCGUCGACGGUGGCGGUCUCUUUCGCGAGUUCCUGUCCGAGCUGCUGAAGACAUGUUUCGAUCCGAACCGAGGCUUCUUCAAGCUUACCAAGGACAACAUGCUCUACCCGAACCCCACGGUUCAACUGUUGUUCGACGACUUCCCCAAGCACUAUUACUUCAUUGGCAGGAUCCUCGGUAAGGCGUUGUACGAGAAUCUGCUGGUGGAAUUGCCGUUCGCUGAGUUCUUCCUGUCGAAAAUUGUCGGUCGACAAUCCGACGUAGACGUGCAUCAUUUGGCCUCCUUGGACCCCAUCAUGUAUCGCAAUCUGCUGUAUCUGAAGAGCUACAAGGGCGAUGUGGCUGAUCUCGGGCUGGACUUCACUGUGUUGUCCGACGAGCUGGGCGAGAGGCGAGUGGACGAAUUGAAACCCAGCGGUGCCAAUAUUCCCGUAACUAAUCACAAUCGCAUCGAGUACAUCCACUUGAUGGCCGACUACAAGCUGAACAAGCAAAUCCGCGCUCAGUGCUAUGCGUUCAAGCAGGGCAUAGGCAGCGUGGUUCCGCUCGAUUGGCUGCAGAUGUUCAACAACAAGGAACUGCAGGUGCUAAUAUCGGGUGCACAGAUCCCCGUGGACGUCAACGACCUUAUGCUGCACACCAACUACACGGGAGGAUACGCGUCCGACCACCCGACUAUCACUGCCUUCUGGAAAAUCGUCAACGAGUUUAAUGAUCAGCAGAAGGGCCAAUUGUUGAAGUUCGUCACCAGUUGCAGUCGUCCUCCUCUCCUGGGAUUCAAGGAACUCGACCCGCCGUUUUGCAUCCAGCACGCCGGUAUCGUGGACCGUUUGCCAACCUCGAGUACCUGUAUGAAUUUAUUGAAGCUUCCCGAGUUUCCGGACGAAAAGACUCUGCGCGAGAAACUUUUGUAUGCGAUACAGGCGGGCGCAGGCUUCGAGCUCAGUUAAAUCUAUCAAUUUACUUUGUUGCCGCCUUCGUCAACGACUUCGUUUGUUCGACCUCAUUGUAAAUACGACCCUCAAACUCCGAGUACACCAGCAGUAGAAGAGGCGAGGUAUCCCCGUAGAUGUUAUCGUUUUCUUUUUCUCUACUUUGCAAAAAGACUCAGAGUAUUCGAGGAGACCCAAGCGCGCUGAAGAUGUUAAUGUUAACAGGAGGGGCCAAUUACUAAGUUAUGAUAUCUACGGAGAUCUUUACCGAUACACUAUUUGCAAUUGUGCCGUUUGUAAAGAAGAAAAGAAAAGCCGAACAAAGAACGCAGUGUCUAUUGUCGUGAUACACGUGCGUGCAUGUGUGUGUGUGUGUGUGUGUGUGUGUGUGCGCGGAUAUUUUUUUCAGUUCCGACUUUUCCACCUUUGGCCUACAACUGUAAAUUCUGUAUAUUUCGAUGUUUUAUAUAUUUCACCAUGAAUGUGUCUCUACGACUUAUUAUAUCCGCUUGGAGAGCGAGAGCAUAGAUAUAUGUAUGUAUUUAUGAGAUAACGUUAAGUCAGUGUAAAUAAAAUAUCUCGAAGUUGAACGCGUUGAACCUUAAUCGUAUUGUUCGCGCGAAGAAUCACAACCCCUCUCGUCUCAUCGGAUUGCACUAUUCACAGCAUUGGGCACAGUGUUGGAGGCAUUUAUUCCCUCCGAACCUUUUGCGCGUGUCAAUUUACGUCACGCGUGUAACUGCUUAUCAUACUCGUACCUAAAUGGAAUAUUGGGGGUUUCUGUGCGGUAUUUAUUGUGCCGCAUAAAUCCGCAACUCUGUAACUCAAAGCGUACUCAAGAAAAUUAAGAAAAACUAAAUUUUUGGUAGCCCCGUACUUUUCGAAUUU
Molecule: messenger RNA, 4766 nt
Organism: Harpegnathos saltator (Jerdon's jumping ant)
Lineage: Eukaryota; Metazoa; Arthropoda; Insecta; Hymenoptera; Formicidae
Product: ubiquitin-protein ligase E3C
Exons: 5
Coding region: 771-3896 (1041 amino acids)
Biological process (GO): ubiquitin-dependent protein catabolic process; protein polyubiquitination
Molecular function (GO): ubiquitin protein ligase activity
Source: RefSeq, a predicted model, not a curated record